Juglans regia (Persian walnut) is the source of this 1985-nucleotide messenger RNA. RefSeq lists its product as uncharacterized. The coding region runs from base 135 to 1508 and encodes 457 amino acids. NCBI's taxonomy places the organism in Eukaryota, Viridiplantae, Streptophyta, Magnoliopsida, Fagales, Juglandaceae. The transcript is spliced from 6 exons. The record is from RefSeq and is a predicted model, not a curated record.
AACAUAUAGAUUUGUGGUAGGAAAACUAGAUUAACUGCAAAACCAGAAGCAGGGCCUAGCUGGAAAAUCUCCCGUUUUCUGGUUAUCCAGAUACGCACAACUUUCUCUCUCUCUCUCUCUCUCUUGAGAGAAGAAUGGUCGCAAGCUCUUUGUCAAUCCUCUCUUCCACAUCUUCAUUUCCAUCUAAUUCCAGCUCGCAUCCAUCUUCCGCUUCCACUUCCACUAGACCCAGACCCUUCUACACCUCCAAACGCAGCCUUAAUUUGUCCAAACCCCUUAACUUCGCAAUCCCCAGGGCCUCUUUGAAACAAUCAAUCGAAGAUGGUUCGACGGAGCAGUUUUUGCAGAACAAUUCGAUUGCUGACUUCAUGAGGUUCAAGAGGGGUGUUGAUGGAGGCUGCGCGGAGUUGCAGACUGCUGUGGUCAGGUACAGGAAGAGGUUUCCCUGGUCUCUUUUGCGGCCUUUUCUUCAGGUCGAUUUGGUUUCGACGAUUCACAUUGCAGAUAAAGAGUACUUUGCAACCCUACAGAAAGAACUUGAAUCUUAUGAUUGUGUUCUCUAUGAAAUGGUGGCUAGCAGAGAAAUUUUAGAGAAUAGAAGGAACCCUACUCCUGAAAAAAGAGACAAAGGAUCACGCUCGCGAGGUUUUAACAUCUUGGGAUGCAUCCAGCGACAGAUGGCUCGAGUUCUAAUGCUUGAUUUUCAAUUGGACUGCCUUGAUUACCAAUCUGAGAAUUGGUACCAUGCAGAUCUUGACUAUGAAACCUUUAAAUUACUUCAGCUUGAAAAAGGUGAAAGCUUUUUCACUUUUGCAAGAGACAUGACCCUUAGAUCAACAAAAGCUUUGGUGCAGCCUGCUUCAAUUCCAGGAGACCUUGAUCCUUGGCGAUCCAAGCUUCUAUGGGCUUCACGUGUGCUUCCUAUGCCACUUGUGGGCCUUCUCAUCAUUGGAAGUGUUUGUGAUGUGGGGAACCAGGCAUCAGAAUUUCCUGAACUGGAAGCCUUGUCUAGGCUUGACUUUGGGGCUGCAAUGAAGGUCUUCUUGGCAAAGAGACUGACGUCUGAGUUUACACAGGUGACGACAGAUGUAGAAGAGAGUUCUGUCAUCAUUGGUGAAAGGAAUAGAGCUGCGGUGGAGGCUCUUGGAAGAGCCAUUGAUGAGGGCCAUAAUAGAAUUGCUAUACUAUAUGGGGGUGGCCACAUGCCUGACUUGGGGAGAAGGUUGAGAGAAGAGUUUGAUAUAUUCCCUUCACGUGUGCAGUGGAUAACAGCAUGGUCUAUAAGCAAGCAGAGUCUACAUGUUGAUUCGCUUCCAUUUCUAAAGGCACUCGCCAAAGUCUCGGGUUGGCCAUUGAACCGUUACCAGACUUUGGCGCUGCUCAUCUUUUCCUCAGUGCUGGCAUUGGAUCUUUGGUUUUGGGAGCUCUUUUUCGGAACUACAGUGAGCUGGAUAUCAGAAGUUGUUUCUGAGGCUUUGCAGUAUGUUGAUAAUGCGCAGGUGAUGUGAUAAUCAUAAUGCAUAUGGUUCGUUAACAAGUGCAACGGGCUUCCCUGUAGCAGCUCUCUUUUUGUAUUCAUAUCUUCCCUUUGGCUGCCAAGUCUCUUCCAUGGGCAAGAUUGCAGAUAUCCAUCCACUUUGUAAUUUUCAUUCUGACUGCGCUUCCUUCUCAAAAUAUGACAAGUAAAUGGAAUGGGAAUCAAUACAGAGACAUACAAGCCAGCCGUGCCUGCCUUGAUAAAAUAAGAGCAGCUGGCUGCAAUUUCUUUUAGUAAAAUUUAACAAUUCACUCGGUUGGUGGAUAUCAAUGAUGUAUGUCCAAAACAAUCAUGUAGUUCUGGCUUUCUUUCUUUCUUUCUUUUUUAAAUGUCUUGAAAAUUUUUGGAAGGGUGUAUCUCUGUCACUGUCACUGGCAGCUAAUUAAGGAAGGGCUCUCUAUCUCUCUCAUCUUUCAUAAAAUGAUAAAAAUUUAUUUAUCUUUUUACA